This is a messenger RNA of Myotis brandtii (Brandt's bat), 1778 nucleotides long. RefSeq names its product family with sequence similarity 69, member A (gene DIPK1A). The transcript has 5 exons. The record is from RefSeq and is a predicted model, not a curated record. Bases 155 to 1300 code for a protein of 381 amino acids. NCBI's taxonomy places the organism in Eukaryota, Metazoa, Chordata, Mammalia, Chiroptera, Vespertilionidae.
CAGGCUCGUUUCUCAUAUGUGCGGAUGAAAUACCUUUUCUUUUCCUGGUUGGCAGUUUUUGUUGGAAGCUGGAUUAUAUAUGUGCAGUACUCCACCUAUACAGAACUAUGCAGAGGAAAGGACUGUAAGAAAAUAAUAUGCGACAAGUACAAGAAUGGAGUUAUUGAUGGGCCCGCAUGUAACAGCCUUUGUGUUACAGAAACUCUUUACUUUGGAAAAUGCUUAUCUACCAAGCCCAACAAUCAGCUAUAAAUGCUUACAUGAAGAAACAAGAGAGAUCUCAAAGAAACAACCUAAUCUACAACUUAAGAUGUAUUUAGGGAUUUGGGAUAAUCUACCAGGGGUUGUGAAAUGUCAAAUGGAACAAGCACUUCAUCUUGAUUUUGGAACUGAAUUGGAACCAAGAAAAGAAAUAGUGUUGUUUGAUAAACCAACUAGGGGAACUACUGUACAGAAAUUCAAAGAAAUGGUCUACAGUCUCUUUAAAGCAAAAUUGGGUGACCAGGGAAACCUCUCUGAACUGGUCAAUCUCAUCUUGACGGUGGCUGAUGGAGACAAAGAUGGCCAGGUUUCCUUGGGAGAAGCAAAGUCAGCAUGGGCACUUCUUCAAUUAAAUGAAUUUCUUCUCAUGGUGAUACUUCAAGAUAAGGAACAUACCCCCAAAUUAAUGGGAUUCUGUGGUGAUCUCUAUGUAAUGGAAAGUGUUGAAUAUACCUCUCUUUAUGGAAUAAGCCUUCCAUGGGUCAUUGAACUUUUUAUUCCCUCUGGGUUCAGAAGAAGCAUGGAUCAGUUGUUCACACCAUCAUGGCCCAGAAAGGCUAAAAUAGCCAUAGGACUUCUCGAGUUUGUGGAAGAUGUUUUCCACGGCCCCUACGGAAACUUUCUCAUGUGUGAUACUAGUGCCAAAAACCUAGGAUAUAAUGAUAAGUAUGAUUUGAAAAUGGUGGACAUGAGAAAAAUUGUGCCAGAGACAAACCUGAAAGAACUUAUAAAGGAUCGUCACUGUGAGUCUGAUUUGGACUGUGUCUAUGGCACGGAUUGUCGAACUAGCUGUGAUCAGAGUACAAUGAAAUGUACUUCAGAAGUGAUACAACCAAACUUGGCAAAAGCCUGUCAGUUACUCAAAGACUACCUAUUGCGUGGUGCUCCAAGUGAAAUUCGUGAAGAAUUAGAAAAGCAACUUUAUUCUUGUAUUGCUCUCAAAGUCACAGCAAAUCAAAUGGAAAUGGAACAUUCUUUGAUACUAAAUAACCUGAAAACAUUACUGUGGAAGAAAAUUUCCUACACAAAUGACUCUUAGUUCAUUUGGACAUUGUGACCAUUGUGGGAAACUUACCACUUAGAAAAGUUUGAGCACUCUAAAAAAAAAUGGCUUCUGAUUGAAAUCCCUGCCAGUACAAAACUCAUUUCCCAAUCCUAAGAAGCCAUCAUCUUAAAAUACAUGUCUAUUGCUGAAUGACGGGAGGUAUAGGAUCAAUAGGUCCCCAAAAUGUAAUUCCUGCUUUCAGAAGUCCUGGUACAUUUCCCAGUACAUUCACUGUGUAACUAUUUGACUGACUUUAAAAUAAUGCUGUGAAGCCUCAUUCCAGACAUCAACAGUGAGAUUAUUUUGUAGAUUUGUUAGUCAAAAUACCACUGCUGGAAACAUUGUUUGCGUUGAAGCUGCUGUUUGAAAUUUAUACAUAAAUUUACUAAUGUCUUAGCAUGGUAAAGUUUGCACAUUAACAGAAAUGAAGACUGCAAAGCAGAUAAAUUAAAAUUACUGAUUUAUAAAUAGA